Molecule: messenger RNA, 902 nt
Organism: Gastrolobium bilobum
Lineage: Eukaryota; Viridiplantae; Streptophyta; Magnoliopsida; Fabales; Fabaceae
Product: ras-related protein RABD1-like
Exons: 8
Coding region: 161-766 (201 amino acids)
Molecular function (GO): GTP binding; GTPase activity
Source: RefSeq, a predicted model, not a curated record
UUGAAACAAAAGAAAAAGGGGAAUAAUUUAAUUUAAUUUAAUUUAAUUGAGCGGCGAGAGGAAGAGUGAGUUUUGUGGUGGUUUGGUUUUGAAGUGUGAAGUGUGAAGUGUGAAGUGUGAAGGAGGAAAUCCAUUUCCCUAAUUCCCUAACAAGAGCAUAAUGAGCAACGAAUACGAUUACCUGUUCAAGCUUCUCCUAAUCGGGGACUCCUCCGUUGGAAAAUCCUGCUUGCUUCUCAGAUUCGCUGAUGACUCCUAUGUCGACAGCUACAUAAGUACCAUUGGAGUUGAUUUCAAAAUCAGAACUGUGGAGCUGGAAGGCAAAACCAUCAAGCUGCAGAUUUGGGAUACAGCUGGACAGGAGCGAUUUAGGACUAUAACAAGCAGUUAUUAUAGAGGAGCACAUGGAAUAAUUAUUGUCUAUGAUGUUACUGAGAUGGAAAGCUUCAACAAUGUCAAGCAGUGGUUGAAUGAGAUUGAUAGAUAUGCAAAUGACAGUGUAUGCAAGCUUCUCGUUGGGAAUAAAUGUGAUCUAGUUGAUAACAAGGUUGUCGACACACAAACUGCUAAGGCAUUUGCUGAUGAGCUUGGGAUCCCUUUCCUUGAGACAAGUGCUAAAGACUCAAUCAAUGUGGAGCAGGCUUUCUUAACUAUGGCAGCAGAAAUUAAGAAGAAGAUGGGAAGCCAACCAACUGGUAGUAAGUCAGCAGAAACUGUUCAAAUGACGGGGCAACCAAUCCCACAGAAGAGCAACUGUUGUGGUUAGGCACAACUUGUAAAUUUCUACUUUCUAUUAACUGUUAUAUUAAAAUAGAGAGACUCAGUUUCUUGACUGUGUUAUGAUAUGGAUGUUUCAAUGACCGUUAAAGUAUCGUCUAUUUAAAUCCUUGGAUAAUUUAGUU